AUGAUAGUUUACCAGGCUUUGUCUCUGUUUCCUUCCAUCCAGAUUGCAUUCUUCGAGGAUAAGAGUUUCCAAGGCCGAAGCUAUGAGUGCAGCACUGAUAGUCCUGACCUGCGCUCUUAUUUCAGCCGUUGCAACUCCAUUAAGGUGGAGAGUGGCUGCUGGGUGCUGUAUGAGCGUCCCAACUACACUGGCAACCAGUACAUCCUGAGCCCCGGGGAAUACGCUGAUCACCAGCAGUGGAUGGGAUUCAAUGACAGCAUCAAGUCAUGUCGCUCUAUCAAAAAUGUUUAUGGGAAGUCCUGGAAGAUCCGAUUCUAUGACAAGAAGGAUUUUGCCGGCCAAGCUCUAGAGUGUGUUGAGGAUUGCCCAUCGGUUUACGAGGCCUUCAAGUUUGGGGAGUUCCACUCCUGCGUGGUGAUAGAUGGUGCCUGGAUCCUCUACGAGCAGCCCAACUACCGCGGACACCAGUACUUCCUGGAACGUGGCGAGUACCACAACUAUACAGACUGGGGCGCCACCUCCCCUGCUGCCGGAUCCUUCCGCAUGAUCACGGAGUUCUAGAACAACAGCGACCAUCCAGGGUUCUCCAGCCCCUAAAAGAGUUAUUUGAGUGCAUUAGGCCACCAAAGUUCUAGAGUUCUAAAGAAAAUCAGUUUCAGAACAUGAGUUCCAAAGACCUAUGGCAAAUUUCAAAUUUAAAAAUUCAAUGUUCCAGAAUCCUAUCUUGAGGAAGCUCUAGAACAAUCUCAGGAGGUUCAGAGUCCCUGGAGGCUAAGAUUCGAGAACCCUGCAGCUUCCCAACUGCUUUUUCCAUUUGGAAAUUUGUCCUCUCCC
Messenger RNA from Micropterus salmoides (largemouth bass), 834 nucleotides. RefSeq names its product gamma-crystallin M2-like. Gene Ontology annotation, biological process: visual perception; lens development in camera-type eye. Gene Ontology annotation, molecular function: structural constituent of eye lens. The record is from RefSeq and is a predicted model, not a curated record. The transcript is spliced from 2 exons. The coding region runs from base 1 to 561 and encodes 186 amino acids. Lineage: Eukaryota; Metazoa; Chordata; Actinopteri; Centrarchiformes; Centrarchidae.